AUGCAAUACGUAGGAAAUGGGGCCGUAUUAUAUGACGCUUCACCAUAUAGAGAACAUUGUAGAGUGAUUCUAUAAAAUUCCUGGUCUUUACAAGCAUUUAUGGAAGAAAUCUAGGAUACUAUUUAUGAUAACCUUAAUUGGUAAUCCCAUAAAACUGCUUCCCUAAAGAUUUCAUAAUAUGGACUUGAUCUUCCAGUACCUCUAAGAGUCAGCCCGUUAGAUGAAGGCAUUACAAUAGAAUUUGCUUACAGAUUUUAUCCAUACAGCACUCCUAGUUAUGAACUUUUGUUAUUUAAGUCUUUAGAUCCUAACUCAGUAAGUUCUAUUAAGCUAGACUCAGCAAGUCCUUCAAAAUUAGAGUAUUUAAAAAAUGGAGUAGCUAGUAUUUUUGAAUUCGGAACUCAAUUGAAUCUCAUGAAAUGGUAUCAUUACUCAGUGAGUUUCUAUCCGCCUACAAAGCUUUUACCUCUCAAGUAUCAGAUGAUAAAAGUUUUAACUUCAAUUCAACUUUUACAAUGA
This is a messenger RNA of Stylonychia lemnae, 519 nucleotides long. The record is from the annotation of a GenBank genome assembly. Lineage: Eukaryota; Ciliophora; Spirotrichea; Sporadotrichida; Oxytrichidae.